This is a messenger RNA of Cucurbita maxima (winter squash), 664 nucleotides long. Its product is annotated as 60S ribosomal protein L35. The coding region runs from base 122 to 493 and encodes 123 amino acids. Gene Ontology annotation, molecular function: structural constituent of ribosome; mRNA binding. The record is from RefSeq and is a predicted model, not a curated record. NCBI's taxonomy places the organism in Eukaryota, Viridiplantae, Streptophyta, Magnoliopsida, Cucurbitales, Cucurbitaceae. The transcript is spliced from 4 exons. Gene Ontology annotation, cellular component: ribosome; cytosolic large ribosomal subunit. Gene Ontology annotation, biological process: maturation of LSU-rRNA from tricistronic rRNA transcript (SSU-rRNA, 5.8S rRNA, LSU-rRNA); translation.
ACUUAACGCCCUUCUCUUCGAAAACCCUAGUCUUCUCAGUAGCAGCUCUUCCACCUGGUUCCCAUCUUCUUUUCUAGGGUUUUGCCGAGGCGGCGUGGAGUAGAAGAGCACACGAGAAGAAAUGGCGAGGAUCAAGGUUCAUGAGUUGAGGCAGAAAUCGAAGGCGGAUCUGUUGACGCAGCUUAAGGAUCUUAAGGCGGAGCUUUCUCUCCUUCGAGUCGCCAAAGUCACCGGCGGUGCCCCGAACAAGUUAUCCAAAAUCAAGGUAGUGAGAUUGUCGAUUGCUCAAGUCCUGACAGUAAUUUCCCAGAAGCAGAAGGCUGCAUUGAGGGAAGCUUACAAGAAGAAGAAGCUCCUGCCUCUGGAUCUGCGCCCAAAGAAGACGAGGGCCAUUCGUCGAAGGCUCACCAAGCACCAAGCGUCUUUGAAAACAGAGAGAGAGAAGAAGAAGGAGAUGUACUAUCCAUUGAGGAAAUAUGCUAUUAAGGUGUAGUAAUAUUCGGUAGUCAUUUGAUUAUGCAUCGGCAGACCAAUUUUGUUGACAAGUUUUGUCUCGUAUUCUUGAUAAGCUUAUGUCUGAUUCUCUUGGGGCUUUCCACCCUAAACCAAGCUGUUCUAUUUUCAUUGACAAUUAUAUAUUUGAGAGUUUGGCGUUUUUUCUUCA